UAGAUUAAGCAAAUAUGCCGAGGAGGGAGGGGAGGCCGGCUACGAAUUAGCCUAAGUUAUUAAAGAUGGCGGCGGAGCGAAGUCGCUCCCCGAUGGACUCGCCGGUCCCGGCCUCUAUGUUCGCCCCCGAGCCCAGCUCCCCGGGGGCGGCCAGGGCCGCGGCGGCUGCCGCCCGGCUCCACGGCGGCUUCGACUCGGACUGCAGCGAGGACGGCGAGGCGCUCAACGGCGAGCCGGAGCUGGACCUCACCAGCAAGCUGGUUCUAGUGAGCCCUACAUCAGAGCAGUAUGACAGCCUACUUCGGCAGAUGUGGGAGAGGAUGGACGAGGGAUGCGGAGAGACCAUAUAUGUCAUUGGGCAGGGAUCAGAUGGAACGGAGUAUGGACUGAGUGAAGCUGACAUGGAGGCCUCGUACGCCACAGUGAAGAGCAUGGCGGAACAGAUAGAGGCCGACGUCAUCCUCCUGCGCGAGCGGCAAGAAGCUGGGGGCCGAGUGCGUGACUACCUGGUCCGGAAACGAGUGGGAGACAAUGACUUCCUGGAGGUCAGGGUGGCGGUAGUAGGCAACGUGGAUGCCGGCAAAAGCACGCUUCUGGGGGUCCUGACGCACGGGGAGCUGGACAACGGCCGAGGCUUCGCCCGCCAGAAACUCUUCCGCCACAAACACGAGAUUGAAUCUGGGCGCACCAGCAGUGUGGGCAACGACAUUCUGGGCUUCGACAGCGAAGGCAACGUGGUGAACAAGCCAGACAGCCAUGGCGGCAGCCUGGAAUGGACAAAGAUUUGUGAGAAAUCCACUAAGGUCAUUACCUUCAUCGACUUGGCUGGCCAUGAGAAAUACCUGAAGACCACUGUCUUUGGCAUGACCGGUCAUUUGCCGGACUUCUGCAUGCUCAUGGUGGGCAGCAAUGCUGGCAUCGUGGGGAUGACCAAGGAGCAUCUGGGCCUGGCAUUGGCACUCAAUGUGCCUGUCUUCGUGGUGGUCACCAAGAUUGACAUGUGUCCUGCCAACAUCCUGCAAGAAACCCUGAAGCUGUUGCAGCGCCUGCUGAAGUCGCCAGGCUGCCGGAAGAUUCCUGUGUUGGUACAGAGCAAGGAUGACGUGAUUGUCACAGCCUCCAACUUCAGCUCCGAGAGGAUGUGCCCGAUAUUCCAGAUCUCCAACGUCACAGGUGAGAACCUAGAUCUGCUGAAGAUGUUCCUCAACCUCCUGUCCCCCCGCACCAGCUACCGAGAGGAGGAGCCCGCCGAGUUCCAGAUUGACGACACUUACUCUGUCCCAGGUGUGGGGACAGUGGUGUCGGGGACAACGCUGAGAGGCCUGAUCAAGCUGAACGACACACUGCUGCUGGGCCCAGAUCCCCUGGGUAACUUCCUGUCCAUUGCUGUCAAAUCAAUCCACCGCAAGCGCAUGCCUGUCAAGGAGGUGCGGGGGGGCCAGACGGCCUCGUUUGCACUAAAGAAGAUCAAGCGCUCGUCCAUCCGCAAGGGCAUGGUGAUGGUUUCCCCACGCUUGAACCCCCAGGCCUCCUGGGAGUUUGAGGCCGAGAUCCUCGUCCUCCACCACCCCACCACGAUUAGUCCGCGCUACCAGGCCAUGGUUCACUGUGGGAGCAUCAGGCAGACGGCCACCAUUCUGAGCAUGGACAAGGACUGUCUGCGCACUGGGGACAAGGCCACUGUGCACUUCCGCUUCAUCAAGACCCCUGAGUACCUGCACAUAGACCAGCGGCUGGUGUUUCGGGAAGGUCGCACCAAGGCUGUGGGCACCAUCACCAAGCUCCUCCAGACCACCAACAACUCCCCGAUGAACUCGAAGCCCCAGCAGAUUAAGAUGCAGUCAACGAAAAAGGGCCCCCUGGCCAAACGAGAAGAGGGAGGCCCCUCUGGGGGGCCGGCAUUAGGGGCGCCCCCACCUGGAGAUGAAGCUUGCUCUCUCGGGACUGUCCAGCCUGCUUUGUCCAGUGGCCUCCAGGCACAGCCCAAGCCCAGCAGCGGGGGCCGGCGACGGGGGGGCCAGCGUCACAAAGUGAAAUCCCAGGGGGCCUGCGUGACUCCUGCCAGCGGCUGCUGAAUCUCCCCUGGCCUGCCCCCACCACCCACGGGAUCCUUGUACUCUGGCCACCGUGCCACCAGACGGGCCAGAGCUGCUCUGACCGCCACCUGUCCUCCCCCCGGCCGCAGCUGGAGCCUUGUCCUGCCCCCCACCCCCACUUUCCAGGGGGUUGUAAUUUAUAAGCUGAGGAAGGUGGCCAGACUUCUGGAGGACUGACCAUCAUCCACCUUCUUCCCUGUCUUCUUCCUUACUACAUUUUUUGUAUAUCUGGGCCCUUAGUUUUUAUUCUUUUUAUUAUCUCUCUCUCUCUAGUGUGCACGCGUGCGUGCGUGUGCGUGCGGGUGUGUGUGUGGUGCAGAAGUGUAGCCAGUCAGGGCCCUGGCAGUCUUUCUCCUUUUUUCCUCCGUGGCUGGCCACCAGCCUCCAGGAGCUGGCUGCCUGCCUAUCUGUCCAUCUGUCCAUCCGUCUGUGUGUUUCUGUGACAACCUUUAGGGGCUUUCAGAAGCUGAAGAGCACAUUACUCCCCUGUGCUCACCCUCCUCCCCUGUGCUCACCCCUCGGUGCCCGGAGCCCUCUACAGAGCCGGACUCGGGGCUCAGGGGUUUCAUCAGUGUCUGCUGCUGCCAGAGCAGGGAUCCUACUUUCUGGGAUGAAGGGUAGUUUAGCAGAAUGGAGAGAGGUGGCUUCCUUUUUUCUCUCUCUCCGUUUUAACCCCUUAAGCCCCAAAACAGGUUAUGCCAAAAGCUCUUGAGUUGCAGCCUGUAGAUGUGAGGAGAGGAGUGGCACUUGGAGCGUAGGAGCCUCCCUGCCCCUAACACUGACCCUUGCCACUGACCCAAACACCGCAGGUGGGUUUUCUUUCUCCUUGGAGACAAUCCCAUUUUCCUGGCCAGGCCAGGGCCCCUCCUGCUCUGCUGAUUCUGCUGAGCUCCAGCUUUGGCCCUGGAGCUUCAGCUCUGAAUCUUGUUGGGCCUGGGGGCACUGAUGACCCACCUGGACUGGGAUCAGCUUGCUCUGGGUCCUGUUCACUAGCACCUCCUACUGGUGGAGAUGUGUUCCUCGGAGCCAGGCCCGGACUAGAACUCUUCCCUACGACGGCCCCGCCAGGUUGCCUCCACAUGGCUGCUAUGGGAGCACCCCGGGGAAAGGUCUGAGCCCUGGUUUUGGAGGCCCCCGUUGGGGUGUGGGGUGGUUAGGUAGGGGGUUGUGAGAAAGAUUCUCCCAGGCCCAGCACACAGCAUUAAGCCCUCUGGAAGAUUCACUGCCUGGGGUCAUCCAGGCUAGAGAUGGCACUGUGGGGCCCGAAUGCGCCUGGCCUGCACUGUCGACAGAAGCCCUUGGUUUAGGGUGGACUGGUGGGUGGAGAUCCACUCUUUCUAGCCAGGGCAGACCCUUGCUGGCUGGGUCCUUCCUCAGCCUUGCCUUCUUCCCAUCCGCAGCCCUCUCCAUCCUUCUUGCUUCUGAACUGUUGGUCCCCCACCCCUCCCCUCUCCUCCAACUCUUUCUAGUUACCACUGACCCAUGGCCAUGGACUGACCAGACCAGCACAAAAAAUAAAGGUUUGUUCCAAGUUGAUGGUGUCAUGUUCCCUGCCCAGGCCCUCCAGGUGGAGGUGCUCCCGUGGGGAAUGCUGGCCGUGCCUCCCUAGAGCCCCCAGCCGUGGAGCAGGGCGGGGUGGGAGGAGCCCAGCUUCUCCUCUCGGGAUGCGUAGCUUCAAAACCCAGGCUCCUCUGCCGGCUAUGACAUGGGACAAGUUGCCAGUCUUCUCUGAACCUCAGUUUCCUCAUCUAGAGCAGGAGGUCAGCGAACACCCGGGUCGCGGUGGGUGUAAGGAUUUGGUGAGAGAAUGGAUGGUGAAGCUCUGACGUGCCCGGCACAGGGGGGGUGCCCAGUGAACGGUCCUCGCACCGCUUACCGCUGAGCCAGCUCCCGCGUCCAUGGGGCGAGGGGCAGGCUCUGAAGGUGAAGUGUGUUGACGUGUCUCUGUGAUGUGGCUGUGCUGGGCCGGAUGUCUCCCUCACCCGUUGGGUUUCGAAGCUACUCCAUAGGAAGGAGGCGGUGUUCCAUUUUUCCGGUUGGGAAACAAGCGCAGAGAGCUGAGCUGCCAGCAGGCAGGCUCAUCCCCGCAGCGGCCCACGCCACGGCCCUUUGCAGGCGGCUGCUCUGCUCUGUGCCCUUCGGCCCCUGCCUGUUCCUCUGUGGGCUGUUUCCCUCUUGCUUUUUUGACUCUGGUUCUGCUCACAGGGGCUGCUGCCCACUGGUGCCUUCCUAAGAGGAGGGCUCUGGCAUGGAGCACGCCCCUGCUCCCGUCCCCAUGGCAGGUGCUGUGGAGGCCGAUUCCACAGGACUUCUCUAGGGCGGCGCCUUGUUUUGCCUGAACUCUUUCGCCCCUAAGAGCAUGACCACUUUGCUUCCGGAAGCUGUGGCCUCCGGCCCUGGCCUCUGCCGUCAGACACUCAGGAGGUUGGUCUGGAUCGGUGGUCGCCAGGCCCGCACCUGCUAGCAGGGGCUCACUGAAGCCAGUGUUUUACUGUCAUUAACAGGGAUUCCAAAGGUCCCCUACGGGUCUCAGCCCUACCAACAGUCACUUUGGAACAAAACACCAGCCCUUUUGUAGACGAUAAAGAAUAAAGUUGUUAACUGAUCAUCUC
Suricata suricatta (meerkat) is the source of this 4708-nucleotide messenger RNA. It is a transcript of the gene GTPBP1, whose product is annotated as GTP binding protein 1. The record is from RefSeq and is a predicted model, not a curated record. Bases 66 to 2075 code for a protein of 669 amino acids. The transcript is spliced from 12 exons. Gene Ontology annotation, molecular function: translation elongation factor activity; GTPase activity; GTP binding. NCBI's taxonomy places the organism in Eukaryota, Metazoa, Chordata, Mammalia, Carnivora, Herpestidae. Gene Ontology annotation, biological process: translational elongation.